Molecule: messenger RNA, 2129 nt
Organism: Ictalurus punctatus (channel catfish)
Lineage: Eukaryota; Metazoa; Chordata; Actinopteri; Siluriformes; Ictaluridae
Gene: pus3
Product: pseudouridylate synthase 3
Exons: 7
Coding region: 162-1580 (472 amino acids)
Biological process (GO): mRNA pseudouridine synthesis; tRNA pseudouridine synthesis
Cellular component (GO): cytoplasm; nucleus
Molecular function (GO): pseudouridine synthase activity; RNA binding
Source: RefSeq, a predicted model, not a curated record
UAAUAUUUCUAACAUUUGGUUAUUUGGUGUAUACAAAUUGUAGGCUGUGUGUGUUGCUCGUGUGGAUUACAAAUAACGUGCUUGUGUAGUUUUGCUUUAUUUACAGCUGUUUCAGCGGUGAAGUGAUGCAGAAAUCUCAUCUUUAGUGCUUUUUAAGCCCCAUGAACACAUCCGAGGAAGCCUUGCAGGCCCGCGUGAAGGCGCUGGAGGAGGAAGUGGAGCGACUGAAGGCUCAGCUGAGAGGAAAGAGCGAUGGAGAGCAGAGCGCCAAGGGGACGAUGCUGGCCUCGAAGGCCCAGGAGGACAGAAGGAGCAGUAAGAAAGGGAAGAGGGCGUUCGACUUUUCCGCACACCCGCGGCGCCACGUUGCGCUGCGCCUAGCGUACCUGGGCUGGCAGUACCAGGGAUUCGCUGUGCAGGAGAACACGGACAACACGGUGGAGGCGCGAGUGUUUGAGGCUCUGCUGAAAACAAAGCUGAUCCAGGACAGGCAGAGCUCCAAUUACCACCGCUGCGGCCGCACGGAUAAAGGAGUCAGCGCUUUCUCACAGGUCAUAUCCAUUGACCUGCGCUCGAGUCAGUUCAGUGGUUUGGGUGUGACCGUUCCUGCUGGGGUCGAACCUAAAGCCGGCAGUGGAGCUGCGACGGCCGAGUUGCCUUACAUAAAGAUGCUGAACAGAGUCCUUCCUCCAGACAUCCGGGCUCUCAGCUGGUCUCCGGCGCCCAGCGGCUUCAGCGCACGCUUCGACUGCCAGUCCCGAACCUACCGGUACUACUUUCCCCGUGGGAACCUGGACGUAGAACUCAUGGCUGAAGCAGCCAAACGAUAUGAAGGCACGCAUGACUUCAGGAACUUGUGUAAGAUGGACGUUGGUAACGGAGUUCUGCAGUUCCAGAGGACGAUCGCGUCGGCUAGCGUGCGGCCGUGCGAACCCGAUCACCCCUCACCCACCGACCCUCAGCGCCUUUACGUGUUCGAGGUCAAAGGUCUCGCCUUCCUGUACCACCAGGUUCGUUGCAUGAUGGCCGUUCUGCUUCUGAUUGGCCAGAAGCUGGAAGCACAAGAGAUCAUCAGUCAGCUACUGGAUGUUGCGAACAAUCCCAGGAAGCCUCAGUACAGCAUGGCAGUGGAUUACCCACUGGUGUUGUACGAGUGCCAUUUCGACGGCCUGAGUUGGAUUAGCGAGCCUGAAGAGGAGAGCCACGUGCUCGGCUCUCUUCUCCAACACUGGACUCAGACUGCGGUCAAAGCUCAGGUGCUGCACAGCAUGAUCCACGGCCUGCAGAGCACAGACACUGAUGAAGCACAGAUUAUGCAGUGUUGCCUCAUGGAAGGAUCCAGACAGCGCAACUAUCGCCCCUUGCUGGAGCGGCCGUGCUGCGAGAGUCUGGAAUCGCGGAUCCAGCACUUUGUGAAGAGAGGACGACUCGAGCGGGAGGAAGGAGAGAGCGGAGAGGAGGGCAGCACCGUCUUCAGGGGCAAGAGGUCGAAACGUUCGCAUCAAGCAAGCUCCACAAAUCAAGAAGAAGCAGAAGAGAACCUCCCGAGCCAACAGAACAUUCAUUUACAUCUCUCGUAAUAACCAUUUAUCAAAUUUAUUUUUAAGGCGCACACAUGAUGAAAAAUAAGACGAUCGGUCUCUCUCUUGUGUUCAUCGCACCUUUUGUUACAAGGCUUCGAAACCCAGAAGUCGUUGAGGCGGUGCUUAAGUUCAAUCCAAUCAGCCAAUCACACACUUGAUUGUAGUGGGUUCUUCCCACUUCUUCAACUUGAUGACUUGAAAUCAUUUACUAUUCUAGAUCAGCAACAUCUUAUGAAGGCAUAACUGUGCUAAUGAUAGCCAGCUAGCAGGUUGGUUAGCUAGCUAACUAAUGUUUUCUCUCCAGCAGUUUCGGUUAAGUAGCUAGCUCACUAAGAAAGCUAGCUAAGGUUAGGUGAACUUGUAUUGCAUAAUAAAAAAUGCCUGCUCUGGAGGAUCAGGACAUAUUAUUGACCUAUUGCUUAUUUUUUGAAAAAAAAUUAUUUUUUUUAAUUGUGUAUUUACUUUUAAGGAUUUAUUUGUACAUUUCUUAAUAACAUCAUUUUCAGCUGUGUGUAUUUUCAGUUGGAUUAAAAUGUUUUGAACUGA